This is a messenger RNA of Archocentrus centrarchus (flier cichlid), 1894 nucleotides long. Its product is annotated as adhesion G protein-coupled receptor G3-like. NCBI's taxonomy places the organism in Eukaryota, Metazoa, Chordata, Actinopteri, Cichliformes, Cichlidae. The coding region runs from base 84 to 1637 and encodes 517 amino acids. The record is from RefSeq and is a predicted model, not a curated record. Gene Ontology annotation, biological process: adenylate cyclase-activating G protein-coupled receptor signaling pathway; cell surface receptor signaling pathway. Gene Ontology annotation, cellular component: plasma membrane. The transcript is spliced from 12 exons. Gene Ontology annotation, molecular function: G protein-coupled receptor activity.
CUCAUUCGCCAACCUCAGCCAGACAGAACAAAACCCUGUGAACUUCUCACAGCAUUUGUGUGAUUGUGGAUUACUGAGACACGAUGUGGGUCACUCUUUUUCUCAUCACGAUCAUCUGUUUCUCUGCGUCCGGAGCUGAUUUCUGUGAAAGCGUUCUCAGGGAGUGUGUACAAACUGGAGCCUCAUGGACACGUUGUUACGAGGACAGAAUUGCAACCUGUAGACCGAAAGGUCGCUCCAUGCCGGGCCUCAAACAUCUGACAGUAGACUCGCUUCAAGAGGCUAAUGUGAGCCCCACAUUUCAACACAGGGUUCACAUCCCGUCCUCAGCUCUGCAGAGAAGCAGAGGAAAUGUGUCAGAGGUCCUGGUGGUGGCCUCUGUGAUUAACAGCACUUAUUUUAAGCUCAGUCCUCCCCGAAGAAGCCGUCUGGGACAGUUUCACCGCAGAGAAGGCGUCGUGUUCAGGGGCUCGGUCCUGUCAGUGCGGGCAGGAAACGUUACACUCAUAGACCUCCCACAACCCAUCAAGUUAAUCUUCUCACACGAUAAAGAGGUGGAAAAUGGAACCUGUGUAUUUUGGCAGGAAUCAGGGACGAAGGAUGGAACAGGUUAUUGGAGUGUUGAAGGUUGUGAAACCACAAAAACAGCAGAGGAAUUCAUUUGCAGCUGCAACCAUCUGAGCUUCUUUGCCGUGCUUGUGAAUCCAAAAAUAUCAGUGAAAAAAUCUGAUGCUGAGAAGCUGAGCUACAUCACUUACGCUGGCUCAGGACUCUCAGCCCUCUUCACAUUCAUCAGCUUGAUCAUCUACAUUUGUCUACAUCGAUGGCGGCCCGAGAAGGUUGUAGGUCUGCACAUGCAGCUGACAGGGGCGAUGUUGUGUCUCCACGUCGCCUUCCUGCUGUCCAGUCUCCUGGUCCAACGGCUGAAGGAGGACAGCUCAUUUUGCCUGGUUCUGGGUCUCUUUUUACACUGGUCCCUGCUGGCCACCCUGACCUGGACUGCUCUGGAGGGGUUCCACCUCUACCUUCUGCUUGUCCGGGUCUUCAACAUCUAUGUGAGGAGAUACCUGCUCAAACUCAGCCUGGUUGGAUGGGGUGUUCCUACACUGGUUGCAGCGAUUUGUGGGAUUUCAGGUGUUUAUGGCAAAUACACUCUGAAGGAUGCCAACAACACUACAACAGCACACAUAUGCUGGAUGAGCAGCGAUUUCCCACAAAAGCUUCUUCUAACCAGCUACAUCACUACCGUGGCCUUCCCUUUCUUGGUGGUGGUGUUUAAUGGAUGCAUGCUGGGGCUGGUGGUGUUUAAGAUGUGGAAGAUACGAAAGGAUGACAGAGACUUUGGCAGCAACAGCGACUGGAAGAGGAUAAACAAAGCGAAAAGAAAGAGGCUGUGGAAGGACAGCGUCACAGUGCUGGGCCUCAGCUGUGUGCUGGGGUUACCGUGGGGGUUAGCCAGCACCACCUACAUUUCACUCGCUGGGAUCUACGUAUUCACAAUAUUCAACUCCCUUCAAGGUGUGUUUGUGUUCCUGUGGUCUGUGGCUUUGACCUGGUCACAGUCUCGAGGUGUAAACAACUCAUCGGUCAGAGACUCUUCCUCUCAGAAAAUGAUGACUACCAGUUUCAACAACUGAUAUUAGCAGUCGAGACGAAGGCAUUAUCCAUGACCUAUAUUAGGUUUGGCUUCUGUUGAUAUGCAGUUCAGUAUAACUAACAGUAUAUAAAUGUAUAUAUUUUGAUGUUUUGUUUCUUCUUUUAUGUGUCAGUGUUGUAUAUAAAUUUUGAAAAAAUACAAUGGUGAUUCUUAUGAUUUUAGUAUUUUCAGAAAUGAACAGGCAAAGGUUAUCAAUAAUUUACUGAUGAAGCUCUUAAUAAAAAAAGCUGUUAAUGA